UGAUUCAAAAGCUGUUCCUACCCCACAUCUCCUUUCUUUCACUCUUCGUUUUUCAGAACUUUUCUUCUUUCUCUUUCACACAGAAAUAGUUGAUCUCAAGAAUCAUUCUAGAUACCAUCCAAGAUGUCUCUCGCAAAGCACGUCGAUCCUGAUGAGAUCAUCAGUGGCCUCCAAAAGAUGCAGAUGAAUGAAGGAGGUCAUAAUCAUGCUCACACGAAAGGCGGAACCUCACACAUUACACCCUACAGCACUCGCUAUGCAUCCAAGCAAGAAAUCUCCAAAUUCAUUAUCCCACAAGAAGGAGCUCCAGCAGAUGCAGUUCACCAAAUGCUCAAAGAUGAGCUGGAUCUUGAUGGCAGACCAAACUUGAAUCUCGCCAGUUUCGUAGGAACAUACAUGGAAACCCACGCCGAACAACUCAUGUUCGAAAACAUCUCCAAGAACAUGUCCGACGCAGACGAAUACCCCGCCAUGAUGCAAAUGCACGCCCGCUGCGUCUCCAUCAUCUCCCACCUGUGGGGCGUCCAAAAAGGCGAGAAAGCAAUCGGAUCCGCCACCACCGGCUCCUCAGAAGCCAUCCACCUCGGCGGUCUCGCCAUGAAGCGCCGCUGGCAAGAGAAGAGAACGGCAGCAGGAAAAGACACCUCGAAACCCAACAUAAUCAUGGGCUCCAACGCGCAAGUCGCCCUCGAGAAAUUCGCCCGCUACUUCGAAGUCGAAGCACGCAUCCUGCCCGUGACCCAAAAAUCCAACUACCGCCUCGACCCCGAGCUCGUCAAGCAGAACAUCGACGAGAACACCAUCGGCAUCUUCGUCAUCCUCGGCUCCACCUACACGGGCCACUACGAGCCCGUCGAAGAAAUCUCCCAGAUCCUGGACGCCUACGAGGCGGAAACCGGCGUCGAUAUCCCCAUCCACGUUGACGCCGCGUCCGGCGGUUUCGUGGCCCCUUUCACGCACGCGAAGGCCGGGGGCCCGAAAUGGAACUUCGAGCUACCCCGCGUGAAAUCGAUCAACACGUCCGGCCACAAAUUCGGGCUGGUCUACGCGGGCGUCGGAUGGAUCAUCUGGCGGGACGAAACGCUUCUGCCCAAGCACCUAGUCUUCGAACUGCAUUACUUGGGCGGAACAGAGGAAUCAUAUACCCUCAAUUUCUCGCGGCCAGGAGCGCAGGUCAUUGCGCAGUACUACAACCUGAUCCAUCUGGGUUUCAGCGGCUACCGCCAAAUAAUGGAAAACUGCAUGUCGAACGCGCGCCUACUAUCCAAAUCCCUCGAAGCUACGGGGUGGUACACCUGCAUUUCCGACAUCCACCGCAAGAAAGGCGUCUUCACAUUCCCCGGCGUCUCCGCCGCUGUCUUCAGCAAAGAGAACGAGACGUCCGCUGAUUACAACGCCGGGUUGCCCGUCGUCGCAUUCCGCUUCUCGGAUGAAUUUAAGCAAGAAUUCCCGCACAUCAAGCAAGUGGACGUGAGCAACCUGAUGCGAGCCAAGCAGUACAUCAUCCCGAACUACCCGCUGCCGCCGGAUGAGGAGAGCACGGAGAUCUUGAGGGUGGUGGUGCGGGAGAGUAUGUCGUUUGAUUUGUUGGAUCGGUUGAUUUCGGAUCUUUGUGCUACGACGCAGGGGCUUAUUGAUAACGAUAAAGGAGACCUCUCCAUCCUCGGCGGGGCAAGGGAUAACAGCGCCGAGAAGAAACACUCGAGCACGGGCUCUCAGCCUCAUAGUAAGGGCCAAGGACACGGUGGCAAGAGACCGAUGACUGAGGGUGUUCAUCGUGCUGUUUGCUAGAGCGUUGUGGCGUUGAACCGAUGCUAUGAGAGGAAUUUGGGGGAGGAGAGGAGGGAAGCGAAGUAUCCAAGAACAAAAAGCAAUGCCAGAUAUUCCCCAAUUACCUACCUAUGUUCUGCCAUUCUUCUUCUUGCCUCCUUUUCUUCAAUGCCUGCCGAACUUAUCAGAG
This is a messenger RNA of Mollisia scopiformis, 1960 nucleotides long. Its product is annotated as glutamate decarboxylase. The record is from RefSeq and is a predicted model, not a curated record. Gene Ontology annotation, biological process: L-glutamate catabolic process. Gene Ontology annotation, molecular function: pyridoxal phosphate binding; glutamate decarboxylase activity. Lineage: Eukaryota; Fungi; Ascomycota; Leotiomycetes; Helotiales; Mollisiaceae. Bases 124 to 1791 code for a protein of 555 amino acids. The transcript has 4 exons. Gene Ontology annotation, cellular component: cytosol.